AUUAUAUCUUAUGGUCUCAUGGUCUUGUGGUCUCUCCACAGCUGCGCAUGAACAACAGUCGAAAGUGAAGAUGGGAAAUAGACCGUACCGUCUGAUCUGCCUACUCUGCCUAGUUACAGCCGCCCUCAUCGUGACAGUGGCCGGUCUCUUGAUCCACGGAAUGCACAGCGAUCUCCGUCACCAGUUCACUGAGAUGGAAACGAAGUACAGAUCUGUCAACGAAACCAAGGCUGAAAUCUGUGAUUUUUUGAACAGCAGAAGAGAGCAGGCCUGUUCCAAGGACUUUGUCACAAAUACUGACAGGCGGUACUACGUAUCCAAAUUUGCAACAUCUUUCCUAAAAGCGAUGCAAGAAUGUUCAAAACGUGAAUCAAGUCUUCUUGAAAUCAAUUCCCAGGAUGAAGCGAGUUUUGUUAUCUGCUCUCUUAUCCGCCGGAACGUUACUUACUGGAUUAGACAAUGCGAGACCGGGGAUGAUGCCACUGGUCUGCUGUACAAUGUGUCCUCCGGAAGGUCCUCCUGCAGUGCAUGCGCAUCGAGUGGAGGGAGUGACAAUUGCCUUCAUGAGAACCACCAUUUCAUCUGCGAGUAUUCUGCCCCCUGCUGGCCGGAUAUUCCUGAAGAGAUCCAGCUUCUCUGUCAACAGCCCGGAGAGCCGACUUGAAUCAAAUGAUUUUCCCUUUCUUUCCCUUCCAUUUCUCUCCUCCACUCUCACUCAGCCCAUCCAAUCAAAAUCCUCCCUGCUGUGUCUGCCCCCACCUGUUACUCUAUUGUCCUCUUUUUGCAACCCCGUUCUCCCCACCACACAUGGACAAACACCGCUGUCCAUCUAACCCCUUCUUUCUCGCCAUCCCUCCCCCAACCAGCUCUUCCUCACUCCCACUAUCUCUCUACCCCCUCUCCUCAUUCUACUUCCUCGACCUUUCUCCGCCCGUUAUUUAACCAGUCUCUUCCAACCUCUUUAUAUUUCCCUCCCUUUCGCCCUAUCUCUGCCGCACUCUCUCCUUCUCCACUCCGUUCACUCUAACACCUGCCUCCCUCUGAUCUCGCUCUUUCUAUCUCCUCUCCACCUACUCUGACCUAAAUCCUGUCCCGUCUGGGUCGCGAUGCCCCAGCUCUGGGUCAAAGUCUAUGCGCAUACCGUCAGUCUGUGCCCCUCUUGAGUUUAUGUAACUCUGUACGCUGCAGCGAAUAAAGACCCCUUCCUCUCUCCAUCCCUGUUACUCGAGUCCCGGCAAUAUUCCUGUAAAUCUCCCUCUACAUUCUUUCCGGCUCAAUGGCAUUUUUUCCCAGAGCAGGGCGACCAAAACUGUGCGGGCUCACUGACGUCCUGUCCCACGGCAACGUGACCUCCCGUCACAUGUACUCAGUGUCCUGACCAGUGAAGACCAGCGGGCCAAGUGUCCUGUCCACUCGCAUCGGAUGUUUCCUACUGGAAUCUCCAUUUGAUUUAUUAUCUAAGACUUACAUGGACUAGAAUUUCUC
Hypanus sabinus (Atlantic stingray) is the source of this 1485-nucleotide messenger RNA. Its product is annotated as C-type lectin domain family 9 member A-like. The transcript is spliced from 5 exons. The record is from RefSeq and is a predicted model, not a curated record. Bases 11 to 664 code for a protein of 217 amino acids. Lineage: Eukaryota; Metazoa; Chordata; Chondrichthyes; Myliobatiformes; Dasyatidae.